Ricinus communis (castor bean) is the source of this 778-nucleotide messenger RNA. RefSeq lists its product as uncharacterized. The record is from RefSeq and is a predicted model, not a curated record. Lineage: Eukaryota; Viridiplantae; Streptophyta; Magnoliopsida; Malpighiales; Euphorbiaceae. Bases 226 to 462 code for a protein of 78 amino acids. The transcript has a single exon.
CAUCCAUCCACCUACUAAACUGUAUUCCUACAUCAAUCACUAUACAUUGAUGAAAUUGGCCAUACAGCUCACCAAUUUAAAAUAUACACUUUUACACCUUAUCAUUACUCUUCCAGGGUAUAAAAUAAAACCUUGCCUUGGUUUGGCUAUAUAAACUAGAUAGUAAUUGAGUCUGCCUGGGACACUCAAGAAACCGAGAGAUUCAAAUAGUGAGAGAGAGCGAAAAUGGCGGGGAGGUGGUCCACGUCAGCAUUGAGGUGGCUAGGAGUAGACACGGCUUACUCUCUCCUCCGGUGGCCGCAGUUCAUGUCUAGCUCGUAUUUAUCGCCGAGGUGGCCGGAGCUAAAUUUAAAUUUCUCCAUAGUUGACGACGUCGUAUGGGGUUUAAUAACAGCGUUCGAGUCAGUUGCUUUGGUUUCCAUGCUCUGCUUCUUCUUUCUCUUCUGUGGCUGCACCAUUUAAUUAAAUAAUUAAAAGUUGUACUGGUCGAAAUCGGAGAUUUUUUUUUUGGUGGCGGAGGUAACGAGGAUAACUGCCGGCGAGGGGGAUUUAGAAGGGGGAAUGAGCAGGCGAGGCGCGUGGUGGAGAACAGCUUUAUAGCAGAUUUUUCUUUUCAAAAAAUGUUAUAAAUAUGUAAUGGGCCAAGAGCAAUUGGGCUGUCAGUAAGUAAUGUGCUCGAGCAAUUGAUAGGAACAUGCUAUGGGUGUGGGUAUGGUGUAUUAGUAGUAUUGAGUAUAGUCUUUGUGUUGCUAGAAAUGAAAUUGGACAACUUUUCUUA